Molecule: messenger RNA, 705 nt
Organism: Schizosaccharomyces osmophilus
Lineage: Eukaryota; Fungi; Ascomycota; Schizosaccharomycetes; Schizosaccharomycetales; Schizosaccharomycetaceae
Gene: mug178
Product: mitochondrial ribosomal protein subunit L51-b
Exons: 1
Coding region: 1-705 (234 amino acids)
Biological process (GO): mitochondrial translational initiation
Cellular component (GO): mitochondrial small ribosomal subunit
Molecular function (GO): structural constituent of ribosome
Source: RefSeq, a predicted model, not a curated record
AUGAAGUUUAUCGACCUAUUCCGAAACUCACGGGCUGUAACUUUGACUCGUAUUAUACCUGAAGACUUGACUGUAAAACCCGGGAAUGCAUGUUUCCCAUCUCUGCAAGCGUUGACUGCAAAAAAAUCACAACGGAAUCGAGGCGAUUGGGGUGUGAAGCGGAAAUUUCCCAUUUUCAGUACCCGACAUAUAUCUGUUGACCAAUUCGAUACUCCCGAGAGUCAAUGCUCCUUUUCCCCCAGCGACCGCUUUGUGCGGACGCUGAAACGUUUACAGGAUCUGAACCUUCCGGUGACAAACAGAAAGGUUGAAGAUUAUGAUAAAUUUGCUCAGUUUUUCCUUCCUCAAAGCUUUCCAUACAGCAACGCCUAUCUUGCACAAAAACCCAACCUGCAGCGUGGUGCGCUUUACGCCAAUAUCCAACUGUUAGAUUCGUCGUCCGAACAAGAGACCAUGCGUUCUAAAAUGAACACAUUUAUAUCUACCAAAAACAUACCGUUACCAUUUUCUUACGGAAGAUCAACUGCUUCCUCAAAGGAACUUAUGUUCGGAGUAGCUGGUAUCAUCACUUCUACUGGUAGUACAAGAGAUCCACGUCCCAAUGAUAUGUCCUUCUAUGUUCAGACAUUAAGUGCGGAUAAAGAUGGUCGGAUUAUUCCGAGUUUAAACAGGAAAAAUAAAAUGCUUCAAGCGGAUGUGUUUUGA